Salpingoeca rosetta is the source of this 422-nucleotide messenger RNA. RefSeq lists its product as uncharacterized. NCBI's taxonomy places the organism in Eukaryota, Choanoflagellata, Craspedida, Salpingoecidae. The transcript has a single exon. The record is from RefSeq and is a predicted model, not a curated record. The coding region runs from base 72 to 422 and encodes 116 amino acids.
CAGUGCCCCAACGUAACUUGUUGCCCACCUGUUUGCACCUUGAGUCACCCAACCCCCCGACCACCACUACCAUGGGUCCUUUCCCAAUUCAUCAGUAUUGCAUGGCCCUCGUGAGGGCCUGCGAGCUUGCGGCCCCCGCCGAAGUGGAGGAAUGCGUCGUCAUCCCUGCGGGCCUGGCCAACUACUUCCUCCUCGACAGCCGUCUCGUCGCCAAGAUUCGCAUGCUGACUGGGGCAGCCAUCACCCAUAUCCUCGUGAGGGGCCAGGUCGCUGAUAUGUGGCUGAGCGGCCGCCCAGACGCUGUUGCUCACGCCAAGCGAACCAUGCUCACGCUCGCCGACGACUUUGUCAACUCGAAGGACUUCAUCGACGACGCCCCCGCCGCCGUGGUGCAGGCUGACGACGACGACGCUGCCAACUGA